AUGUCGAGGAAAGACGCAAGAGACGACUUCACGCGAAGAAUGGAGGAAGAGAAUACACGACAAAAGAAAAAGAAGAACUUUGGGUCGCGGGAUGCAAAGAUUUUACUCCAACAAGACCCCCUUCAAGACACCAACCUUGAGAAUACUACCGAUGAAACCUCUUCCUAUUCUGAAGUUGGCAAAAAUUUAAGUUCUGAAGAAGAAGACCCGAAUUAUAAGGACACGACUACUAUGUUCUUGGACCCAAAAGAAGUCUUUAAAAACGAAUCUUUGUGUGCGGGACCACAAUUAAAUGACCCAAUUGUACCAUUUAAUAUUGACACUCCACUCGCAACGACCGACAUCACACAAAUCAAAAUGCGAAGAAGAUUUGACCAAUUGGACGAUUUAAGCACAAGCAAACAAAAAGUAAUCAAAUUUGAUCCCAAUGAAAUCGCGAUUAAAAACGCAUUUUUAGACAUAUUUGGUAACGACUGGAAGACCAGACAAAUGUCGCGAUUUGUCGACGAUUUGCAAAAUGCCACAAACACCAUUUUGAAGACUACACGCGAGAUCAGAGGAGACGCCACUUAUGUUUUGCCUGUUAUUGGCAUCUCUUCGUCGUCAGUUGAUUACACGUCUUUCUUCAAAAAACUGUUAAGUGGAAAUGGCGCGCUUUUUGGAACAAGUCCAGACGUGAAAAACUGUUGUGAGAAUGUGCUGUACAUCGUUGACUCCCCACAAGAUGACAACGUCUCGAUAGUUGAGAAUCUUUGGAGAGAUUCCGAAGACACAACGCGGACAUUGUUAGUUGUUCCAAUUGCAGAGACUGUAUUGGAAGCAAAAGAGAUGUUACUUGGACUUCGAUGUCCCGAGGUCUUAAUGACUCCGAUAAUACUAGAUUUAAAUAUGUACGUUGAGACUUGCGAAGAUGUGUUACUUGAAGAUAUGAAGAGUGGAGUGUUACCGAUAAUCCAUCCAUUCAUAGUCGCAAAAGGCAUUAUGUAUUUCAGAGACUUUCACCAGUCGUUCAUCUUGUUUUUAGACUUUUUGAUAUCACAUGUGGAACACUCAGUGAUCUUAUCGCAUCCCUCUCUGAUCAUUCCAAAUUUUUUUGAGGGGGUUCUAAGCGAGAAAGAGGGGGAAUAUGUCGAGGAGUAUUACCAACUCUUCAUCUUGUUUUUCGGACAACUGCUCACGUCGCUUCAAGUGUUUAUGUUUGUUCAAUACAAAGUGAUGUAUCAUCCAUAUUCAGCCCUAUUAAAGUACAUGGACAUUGGGAAGAAAAUCGACGAAUUUGCGUUUCCAACGAAGUUUGAGGGGAUUACACCUAAUAAAUACUCAGAUGAGAAAUUGCUUCAAAUUGUGAGUUCUAUUAAUGAAACACCUUCAAGUGAGAGUUUUAAAGGACUUGUAGAAUAUAUUGCAAAUGUCUUUGGUGGUAUUGUGAUGUUACACGACGAGUACGCCGAAAUGAUGGAAUUGGCUUGUGUGUCGACAGAACUUGACUUUGAAGUCAAAUCAAUUUUUGAAAUUAUUAGGAAAAACAAGAAGAAACAAGAACGUGUGGAUUUAAGGCAGUAUGAGGCACUCUUAGAAAAAGCAAGUAAAAACCGAAUCACUACAGAGGAAGCACUGGAGGUGAUAGCAACUUCGGGACUGUCGGCAUACGCCGGCAAUGCGCUGGAAGGAGAAAAUGAAGGGGUACAUGUCACUAAGAACCACAUCAACAUUUUAAAGCAAUUUAUAACAUUCAACAUCUUCAGCUAUAGUGGAAAGUCGCUUUCUUCUAAUGAAAAGUAUUUC
Molecule: messenger RNA, 1785 nt
Organism: Entamoeba invadens IP1
Lineage: Eukaryota; Evosea; Mastigamoebida; Endamoebidae
Exons: 2
Source: RefSeq, a predicted model, not a curated record